This is a messenger RNA of Perca flavescens (yellow perch), 2588 nucleotides long. It is a transcript of the gene ccdc149a, whose product is annotated as coiled-coil domain containing 149a. Lineage: Eukaryota; Metazoa; Chordata; Actinopteri; Perciformes; Percidae. The coding region runs from base 292 to 1935 and encodes 547 amino acids. The record is from RefSeq and is a predicted model, not a curated record. The transcript has 12 exons.
UCCAGUGUUUCAUACUUAAAUAGUGUUAGGGCAUACCAUAGACUGGGGCAUACCAGCGGCAUACAUACCAUUUGGAAUUAUUUCUCAAAACUAAUUUUCUUCAACGAGAACUUUAUUGUCAACGUUGUACCGGAAAUCGUAUCUUUUUUUUCUUCUUCUGCGCGACUUGACAGCAGAGCCAAAGAAAGUGGCGUUGCAGGAUAACAAACGGAGGAGAGGCAGCUCGAACGGAGGCAGAGAGUCAGACCUGGUCCUGACAUUCUGUAAAAAUAUAUAUAUAUAUUUCGGAUAAUGCAGUCUUCCAAAAGGAGCGAGGGUGACUGGCAGGGGCUCGUCAGCGAGUUCCUGGUGUGUAAGCGCAAGCUGGAGAGUAAGAAAGAGGCCCUGCUCAUUCUGUCCAAGGAGCUGGAUACCUGUCAGCAGGAAAGAGACCAGUACAAGAUGAUGGCCAACCAGCUGAGGGAGCGCCACCAGGGACUCAAGAAAAAGUACACGGAACUCAUUGAUGGUGACCCCUCUUUGCCACCAGAAAAACGCAAUCAAGUGAACCUGGCUCAGCUGGUGAGAGACUCGAGGGAGCGAACGAAACAGCUGGCUGAGGAGGUGAAGGAGCUGACUCAGAGGCUCACCGAGGCCCAGGGGGAUAACAAGCUGCUGAGAAUGACCAUUACUCGACAGAGGCUGGGGGAUGAGGAGGUGGGCGCGCGCCAUUUCCCCGCCCAUGAACGUGAGGAUCUAGUUAACCAGCUAGAGAGAGCAGGGCUACAGAUGGAGGAGAUGGAGCACAACAUGAAGGCUCUUGCGGACGAGCUGCAGGACGUGAAGUCGGAGCGCAGUGUGUUCAGGGAGAAGACCUACCGACUCAACGUGGAGCUCAACCACAUCUUGGGCAACCGCGAGGCACGCAUCAUUGAUGUGGAUGCCCUCUGCAUGGAGAACAGGUACUUGCAUGAGCGUCUCAGCCAACUGCAAGAGGAAGUGAACCUGCUGAAAUCCAACAUCAUGAAGUACAAGACAGCUCUUGAGAGGAGAAAAAACUACAGCACAUAUGGGAAAUCAAACAGCAGUCCUCUAACCGGCGUCCUCUCAGCCAAACAAGUUCAGGAGAUGCUCCUGGAAGAGCAGGGCUGCAACCUGCCAGCCACGCCUCAGUCCAUCUCCGACCUCAAGUCCCUGGCCACGGCUCUGCUGGAGACCAUCCACGAGAAGAACCUGGUCAUCCAGCACCAGAGGCACACCAACAGGAUCCUUGGAAACAGAGUAGCUGAUUUGGAAAAGAAGCUGAAGACGUUGGAGGUUUCAGGACUGUGGAGUCUUCCAGGGACACGAGACAAUAUGACACUGAAUGAAAACCUUCAACCAGAGCUUCAUCCAACACGUGCCAAAACUCAGCCAAACAUGCAGCCAUCCAAAGCUGUGUCAGACGACAGAAGUUCACAUGAAUCAUCGUGGGAAUGCCACACCGCUGGCAGCGAUCUUGGCACAGAUGGCGUCAGCAGGGAAGACGCACCUGCACAGCUCAACAGCCUGGAGCCUCUGGUGGGGGUGGAGACAAAUGGGAUUGACAGGAGAGGGGGAGAAAUCGAGACCCUGAUGGGAGAUGGAGCCGCCUCAGGGCUGGUGGAGGGGCGGAGUCCAGUGGAAGAAGCGGGGCAUGAGGUAGAGGGAGGGGAGGAUGAAGAACUGGGUUCCACGGUGGAGGAAGGAGAAGAGGCAGCUCUGGCGCUGGGUGUAAUGUCCACUGAGUCAGACCUUUCAUGGCUUCCAAUGAAACAAGCCUCUUUUGAUCAUUCAGAAGUGGGUCAUCAUGCACCUGAACAUGUAGAAGACUCUGUAUCAAUUCCAGAGAACCAGUCCACAGAGGUGUCGAAUACAGAGGACUGGGACAUUGUGGAUCUGCGCAGUGACACCUGUCAUAGUGACAGCUUGGCAUGAUCGGACGUCACUGAAAGACUUAUUUAAAUCCACGUCCUUGUCGUUCUCAUUGAUAAUUGCAUUAAUCAGCCCUACUUGCAUUCACACACCGUGGCCACCGCACGCUAGCUCCCUGCUCCACCUAGCAGCUCUGUUUUACUCAAUAAAACAGAGAGAAAAAAACACUUUUUCAGCCACCGUUGACAGAGCCGGAGGUGCUACUAGACAGGGUCGUUGCUGCGCUGGAACACAAAAUCUUGAAAUCAAUGGAGUUGCAAACUUCAUGCCCUACAGGAAGAAUUUAGCUAGGAAAAUAACAAAUAUAGCAACCUCAACUCCUGUGCCCUAUAUUCCCUUCUUACUUUCCCCUAGGAUAAGAUGAUCCCAAUUGUUUGCUUUCUUCUUCCUCCUAAGGGAUGCCAAUAAACUGAGUACUGCAUUUUGCUAUUCUCAUAGGGGGUCAAAAUUGGCUUACUAAAACUUGUAAUGAAUGUGCUGUACGUAUGUCUUUUGAUGUGUAUUCAUCUCUACGUAUGAUUAGGUGAAUCUUACUAAUCCGUCAGUUAUUUAUUUAUUUAGAAGUUGAUAUUUGGAUGAGACUACAUGUGCCUUAUAUGUGGAAAUAUAUACUGAUAUUUAUUAAUAUAAAUUAAUAAACCCGCAAAAUAACCUGU